Molecule: messenger RNA, 2156 nt
Organism: Drosophila bipectinata
Lineage: Eukaryota; Metazoa; Arthropoda; Insecta; Diptera; Drosophilidae
Product: lysosomal proton-coupled steroid conjugate and bile acid symporter SLC46A3
Biological process (GO): transmembrane transport
Cellular component (GO): membrane
Molecular function (GO): transmembrane transporter activity
Source: RefSeq, a predicted model, not a curated record
AUCGCUACUUUAGUGGUCCCCUAAAUUAGUGUCCAGAGCUGUAAAUCCCAACUUAAUUAGUCUAUAAUUAAGGUUUAAUAAAGAAGGCUGUUAUCGAUGCUGUUAUCGUCCAUUGGACGUCUUCGACAUUGAACGGAAAGUGAGAACUACGUGCGGUAAAGGGUUGUGAUAAGGGGGAAAUCCAUAGAAUUCCGCUAGACGCUAAUUAAAAUAUAAAAUAGUUAGAAUCAAACACGUGUGUUCGAUUAAAGAGCAAUUAAAUAGAGCAAACUGCAGCCACAAAAGCCAAUAUACCCCGUAAUCAAAAUAGAGCGUAAAUAACGUAAUCAAGUGACCAAUUUGCAAAACAAACAAUCUAUCGGAUAAUGGAAUAGCCAUGCAAAUAUUAAAAACAAUCUUUUGAUAAGCUGCAGUUGGCGGUUUCUAAUUUGAAUCUGAAAUCUGAAAGCUGCGAGAGCAUAAAAAGCUCUCUAUCUCAACCCCUAGCCGAAGGCCGGCCAACAUUAUUUAACAGCGGGAGAGACUCUUGCGAGUGCGCAGAGCGAAAAUGAGCGCUGUCGAGGCACCCACAGGAAAUGGCAGCGAAAAUGGAGUCGAAGGAACAGCCAUUGCAACACCACAACAGAGACGCCAUAGCCAGGCCAGCGAAAAUAGCACCAGUCCCAAUCUUGGCGAGGUGACAGCGAGGCGCUCCUUCUGCCAGUGGACAUGGCAUGUGGUGACUUCCAUUUCCGUGGAGCCCACCAUGUUCCUGUACAUGUUCGCCUUCAUGAUCACCUCGGUGGUGGAGCAGAACUUCUUCCUGUACAAGUCGUGUCGGGUGAACAAUAACUUUACGGAGGAGAUCUGCCGGAACAUCAAUCUACCGGAGAACAAGGUGUUCAAGGAUGCCUCCUUAAAAACCAACGCCUGGUUCCUGCAGUGGGAGAACAUAUCCGCCCAUGUCUUCCCCAUCAUACUGGCCCUGUUUUUGGGCUCAUUCUCAGAUCGUCGUGGCCGGAAACUGCCCCUGCUGAUAGGUCUGUUCGGCAAGUUCAUCUACUCCACGAUGAUUGUGGUGAACGCCAAGAUGCCCACCUGGCCAGUUCAGAACAUUAUCUACUCGGCUACGCUGCCAUCGGCGCUUACAGGAGCGGAUGUGGCCAUUUUCGCCUCCUGCUUCGCUUAUAUCUCGGACAUAUCAACGCUGGAGCAGCGCACCAUCAGAGUUACCAUUCUGGACGUGAUCUACCUGAGCGCCAUGCCCACAGGAGUGGCCCUGGGCUCCCAUCUUUACUACAAGGUCUUCAAUCAGUCCUACGCAGAUAUGUUCACCGUAAACGCUAGCCUUCUGGCCCUGGCUAUUAUCUAUUCUUUCUUUGCCCUCAAGUGGCAAACCACUCCCCGCCAGCGUUCUCUCAGGGAGUUGGGCUACUGCGGCUUCUGGGUGGACUAUUUCGACAAGCAGCACGUAAAGGACUCGUUCGCGGUGCUCGUGAAGAAGCGGCGGGGUCAUCGGCGGAGCUUCCUCAUUAUCCUGCUGGUUAGCAUGGCGCUCUACACCUUCCAGCGGGACGAGGGCAGCUACCUGUACAUGUACACCCUCGACAAGUUCAACUGGGACGUGAGCUCGUACAGCAGCUUCAAGACCUUCAAGUCGUCGGCCUACGUGAUUGCCAUGCUGCUGGCAGUGCCUCUAAUGAACAAGGUCCUGGGCUGGAGGGAUACAAUAAUCAUCUUCAUCGGCACCUGGGCGCAUACGAUAGCCCGCUUGUUCUUCUAUUUUGCCGACAACACGGAUCUGCUCUAUGCCGGAGCUGUGGUCUGCAGUCUGGGUCCGAUUGUGGGUCCCAUGAUCCGGGCAAUGACCUCCAAAAUAGUCCCGACCUCGGAGCGCGGCAAGGUGUUUGCCCUGCUAGCGGUCUGCGAUAAUGCGGUGCCCUUCAUCAGCGGGGUGUGCUACUCGCAGCUCUACCGUGCCACUAAAUCGAAUAACAACGGAGGGGCAGUCUUCAUGCUGACGAUAGCCACCCAGUUGACUGUUUUUGUGCUUAUAUUGUGCAUUCACAUUAUUCUGGGAAAGAACUCAUUGGCUGUCCCAGAAGUUCCAGAAAAAGAAAGUGGCCUUAUACCCAAAAAACAAGCUGCCCCGGAUGUCCCAACCGAAGAAGAUUAAC